AUGCCGGGGCUCACGGCGCCGUCCGACUACGCGGAGGAGCCGCCGCGCCACCCGGCCCUCAAGAUCAACUCCAAGGAGCCGUUUAAUGCUGAGCCUCACCGGUCGGCACUAGUCACGUCUUACAUUACCCCGGUGGAUUUCUUCUACAAGAGGAAUCAUGGACCCAUUCCAAAAGUCGAGGACCUCUCAAGAUACAGUGUUCACAUUUCUGGUCUUGUCAACAAGCCGAUUCAACUAUCCAUGGCUGACAUUUGGGCUCUUCCAAAGUACAAUGUCACCGCAACUUUACAGUGUGCGGGAAACAGGAGAACUGCAAUGAGUAAGGUACGGAAAGUGAGAGGUGUUGGUUGGGACAUAUCUGCUCUUGGAAAUGCAACUUGGGGAGGAGCAAAAUUAUCUGAUGUCCUUGAGUUAGUUGGAAUAGCUAAACUCAGUUCGGUUACAUCUUUAGGAGGGAAGCAUGUUGAGUUUGUUAGUGUUGACAAGUGUAAAGAGGAAAAAGGUGGUCCUUAUACUGCAUCUAUUCCAUUAAAGCAGGCAACAGAUCCUGAUGCUGAUGUAUUACUUGCAUAUGAAAUGAAUGGAGAGGUCCUCAAUCGUGACCAUGGAUACCCACUCCGUGUUGUUGUUCCUGGUGUUAUUGGUGCACGGUCUGUAAAAUGGCUGGACAGCAUCAACAUAAUCGAGGAAGAAUGCCAGGGUUUUUUUACGCAAAAAGAUUACAAAAUGUUUCCACCAACCGUGGACUGGGACAAUAUUGACUGGUCAACUAGAAGGCCACAGAUGGAUUUUCCUGUACAGUCUGCUAUCUGUACACUGGAAGAUGUAGAUGUUAUUAAGGAAGGAAAGGCGAGGAUUGCUGGAUAUGCACUUUCAGGUGGUGGCCGUGGUAUUGAGAGAGUGGAUAUAUCUGUUGAUGGGGGUAAAACCUGGGUCGAGGCUCGCAGAUAUCAGAAAGACAACGUGCCAUAUGUAUCUGAUGGACCUCAGAGUGAUAAGUGGGCUUGGGUUCUCUUCGAGGCUACAUUAGACAUACCAGCAAAUGCUGAGAUAGUAGCCAAGGCGGUAAGUGAAACCCAUUGCAACCCCCUGUUUUCAGCAACCUUUGCUGCUUUGCAUAAAACAGGUUGUGAAAAUGCAUCUUCUGGACUGCAGGUGGACUCAGCUGCGAAUGUCCAACCUGAAAACGUGGAAGACAUAUGGAACCUGAGAGGAAUCCUCAACACAUCUUGGCAUCGGAUCAAGAUACAGAAUUCGUCAUGUGUUGGAAGAUCCAAGCUGUGAAAUAAGCAUACGUCUGAAAUCUUGGAGCAAUCAUGUUGGUGAUCCUUACGAAGUGUUACCAUUGUACCAAAAUAAUAAUAGUGUCAUUUCAGCUUUCAGUGUUUCUCCGUCAGACUGUAACAUACGUGGAGAGUUUGACUGUGACAAUAUGAUGUACCGGCAGCUGCUGCUGCUGACCCCCCCACCCUCCCAGAAAAAAAUACGGAGAUGUUGGUUAUCUGA
Molecule: messenger RNA, 1506 nt
Organism: Panicum hallii
Lineage: Eukaryota; Viridiplantae; Streptophyta; Magnoliopsida; Poales; Poaceae
Product: sulfite oxidase
Exons: 11
Coding region: 1-1284 (427 amino acids)
Cellular component (GO): mitochondrion
Molecular function (GO): oxidoreductase activity; molybdenum ion binding
Source: RefSeq, a predicted model, not a curated record